CAGUGAUGUCAACAUUGACAUUCCUACAACUUAUUUUUGUUUAUGACAACAGUUUUCGUGACUUGAUUCUAAUGUAGGAAGUUGUUUUAUUUAAAGUGAAUACAAGUGUUUGUGGACUAUUUUUCACUAAUGUUUUGAGAUGACAGAGUUAUUAGUGGGUCGUGGUGACACGUUUCCUAGGAAUUUUAUGGACACAUUUCGAUAUAGUAGAAGUGAACCACUUUAUAAUGAGUUAAAGGCCAGUAAAAGUGACGAGUUCAUCUUGCAAAAUCCUUCUGAUAUCCCAAUUUCUUGUGAAAUACAUCAUGGUAGAUCGGAAAACGUAUUAGAUGCUCCUGAUGAAGAGGAAUUGAAUACCUGUCUUCAGAAUUCCGAAGUUAUUCGGCCAAAUACUUGCAGAAAAAGUAAAAGGGUUUCAGUUUAUGAUAAAGUUGAUCCAGAGGAUAGUAUUAGAGAUAUUGUCUCAGAAAAUGAUUUCUACAAGUUUGUUUUAUUCAAGAAGCACUAUGAUAAGUAUUUAUUCCUUUCACAAAAAUAUGAAGAAGCAAAGAAUGUUGCUUAUUAUCUAGAAGAAAAGUAUCAUGAGCUCAAGAUGGAGAGAGAUAACCUUUUGUCUAAGAAAGAAGAGCUGAGGCAAAGACUUGAAUCAUGUGAAAGUUUAGUUCGUGAUAAAGAAGAUGAAGUAUUUGUUCAGUUUGAGAGAGUAUUAUAUUUAGAAGAACAAUGUGAAAAGCUUUUACUUCAAUCAAAAGAGUCUGAUAAAAUAAUAAAAAAACUAGAGGCAGCAAGACAUGAAUUAGUUAAGCAUAUGACAACAUUGAGGGAUGAAAAAGAAUGCUUAGAAAAAGAAAAUGACCAUUUAAAAGAAACCUUAGAGGCUGAAAGACAGGGAAUCAAACGUUAUAUACAUAAUUUGAAAAAGAAGAAAAGCGAAGCAGAGCUUGCACAAAGACAGACUGAGUUAGAAAGGAAUGCCAAUUUAACAUCACAAUUUCAAAAAGCCGUUCAACACUUGGCUACUUGCAAGAGAAAAAAAUGCUCCGUUUGCUCUUAUACAAAGUCUGUAUAUGCCAAAUCUUCAAGUAACAGACAGAAAGACAAGAAAUUAUUGGGUUGUCUUCAGGCUCCAUUUCUCGAGAUGCGGAAUAUAAUAAAGCCGCCACCAUCUCCAAUCCACGGUGAAGGUGCUAGCCUGUCCGAGUGGUUUUGUCCCUUGUACAACCAACAUGAGGAUGAUGAAGACAGCAGUAGUGAAUGUUGUUCUUUGAGCAUUCCCUUCGGAGAGAUGGGUAUAUCUUACAUAGAUGAUUCCUCUGAUACCAUAUCUUCUACAUUCGAUCAUGAUCAUGACAAGCCAGAUGGUUCUAGUCAUAUGGGUGCAGCUUCUAGUAGCAUGAGAGGAUGUGAGAGCGAUUCGGGCUUUUCAUCUGAUAUAUGUACCAACUACACCAUGACAGCUUCAACACCAAGAGAGAAGUUUUCGCCCUACACACCUCCGGCAACUUUGGACGAAGUUGAAUGUGCCAAGUUGACUCGGACCAAAUGGACUGCUUCCUUCAGGAAACUCAUCAGGAAGAUAAGAAAAUAGAACUUCUCAAUAGCCGUAUCUUCUUAACCAUUUAAAUUAAUUGAAGUUAAAACUAUAGAUCGCUGUCGAAUAUAAUUGUUCCAUUGUCUGUUAUCUAAAUUUCUAGACCGAUACUCGUAUUUAUUUGAAUUUUAUACUUCUGAUUUCACAUGGUAAACAUGUAUGCCAAAGGACAGUUUUGAUUCCAUGAAGGUUGUUUCAUCUAUUAGAUAUUAAUAUAUUUCUUUAAUAUGAUAUAAUCAUAACAUCUCUUUUUUUGUGUCCUUUGCUUUUCAUCAUCAUCAUUUAUUUAAAUACUCCAAUACAAAUUACCCUGUUAGGGUGUAGUGCUAGUCAAUAUAAAAAAUGUAAAAUAGAAACAAAGGGUACAAACAUAAACAAUCACA
Harmonia axyridis is the source of this 1974-nucleotide messenger RNA. RefSeq lists its product as uncharacterized. Lineage: Eukaryota; Metazoa; Arthropoda; Insecta; Coleoptera; Coccinellidae. The record is from RefSeq and is a predicted model, not a curated record. The transcript is spliced from 8 exons. Bases 140 to 1588 code for a protein of 482 amino acids.